Molecule: messenger RNA, 1593 nt
Organism: Paramisgurnus dabryanus
Lineage: Eukaryota; Metazoa; Chordata; Actinopteri; Cypriniformes; Cobitidae
Source: RefSeq, a predicted model, not a curated record
GUCUGGGCCAAUUACGAAGAGAAACCAAAAGAGGAGGUGGCUCAACUUGUGGAGGAGAAAGAGCGCAUAGCGAAGUACAGACCCGUCUACGUCACCGAGAUCACAGACGGCCUUCACUUCUAUGCACAGGAUGUGGAAACCGGUACUCAGCUGGAGACCCUAAUGGAGAGCAUGCGAGCAGAGAUCGCCGCUCAACCUCCGGUGGAAGGAUCCUUCAGCCCACGUAGAGGAGAUAUCUGCAUCGCAAAGUUUGCUGAUGGGGAAUGGUACAGAGCUCGUGUUGAGAAGGUUGAAUCCCCAGCAAAGGUUCACGUGUUCUACAUCGACUAUGGAAACAGAGAGAUAUUAUCGUCCACACGUCUUGCAGCCCUUCCUCCAGCCUUCAGCACACGUACGCUUCCUCCACAGGCUUCAGAAUACACAUUCGCCUUCAUUCAGGUCCCACAGGAUGAAGACGCACGAGCCGAUGCAGUGGACAGUGUGGUGAGGGACAUACAGAACACACAGUGUCUCCUGAACGUGGAGUACAGUGGAGUCUGCCCGCACGUCACGCUGCAGUUUUUAGACUCUAAAGAUGACGUGGGUCUGGGUCUGGUGAAAGAAGGACUGGUCAUGGUGGACGUGCGGAAAGAAAAAUAUCUCCAGAAAAUGGUGACCGAGUAUCUGAAUGGCCAGGAAUCUGCCAAGAGUGCCAGACUCAACAUUUGGCGUUACGGUGACUUCCGUGGUGAUGACGCAGAUGAAUUUGGGUUCAGACGUUAGGUCGCCAUUCCAAAGACCUUGUGGAGGACAAGAUGCAGAGAUUUGCAGAAAACACAAAAGUCUUGAAACAUUUGCAACAUACAGUACAUCAGUAUGAUCUUAUUUUUGUCUAACUUGCCUCUCUCCAUUGUUUUUUGUUUUUGUUUGUUUUUUAAAUACUCAUGCAUAACCUCUCUUCCGCCCAAGGACUUUGUUACUUUUCAUUUUCAAUUUUUUUAAAGAAAGCAAGCAGGCUACAGAUAAACCCGCCUGUAGCUGCUUCAGAUAGGACCAACUAUUUCAUUUAAUCUUAAAUUUUCACAUCAUAGCCAAUCAUUUUUUUCAACGUACAUUUUUAGCUAAUCACCAGCUGUCGAACCCACCAUAGCAGAUCUGUUCUGCCCGAUCAGAUUGAUACGUUUUGGGGUUUGACUUUUAAAGAUAUGAGGGCGAUGCAUAAAGCAACCAUGAACUCAACAGCUUAUUGAGAAACGCGUCCUUGGUCAAGAGAUAUGAUUAUGUAUUUAAAUAUAUAUACAUGGCUUAAGCUAGAUGACAAACUAAUCAAGUGAACUUGCUGGGAGUAUUUUUGUCUCUGAUGUGAUCCUAGUGCCCAGUGGCAUUUUUGACAUUUGUACAGGAUGUGCGUUUUCUCUGUUUCUAUGGCAAACGAAAAGCUUGCAGACACCUUUACAAGCCUCUCUCGACCUCCUCUGUGAGGUUUACUUAACGGUCAUCAUUUCUUUUUCAUGCUCUUGCCUGUUAUUACAGAAACAGUGUUUCAAUGUGUUUCCUUCUGAGGUAGAGCCUGUCAUUGUAUUUAAAUCUGAUAAAUAAAAAUGAGCAAAGUGU